CAGUGUUUUGCCAGGAUUAUAUUGUCUGCAGAGAGACUUUCCUUGCAACAGGGGUAGUCCACGUUGUAAGUCACUUUGCAUUGUAGUAGUUUCUGUCUUUAUUUGGCUUCUUGCACAAUUUCGUUUUGCCACUACAUUUUACCAAAUUUCUUGGCAAAUUCAUAUAUUUGGUUGGGCAAUGCUAAACGUAGAGUAAUGAGGGCUGCUUUGAAGAAAUUGAUAGGGUGAAUGGGAGGUUUUUGCCCAUGCAUCCCUUUAGAUUUAGUUUUUAAAAGUAUUGGAGUUUGUCCCUCUCCUUCUUGUAGUUGCCCUCCACUUCCUCACUACAUAAAUUCUGGCUUUACCCCUCUUGGCUACAUGCAUAUUCAUUCAACCAAUACAUUUUAUGGAUUUCAAAAUUAACUUCUUGUGGGAUACUAAAUUGAAAAGUGCCAAUACUUUCCCUAUAGUUAAAGUUGAAGGGGAAACAUAAUCAAGAGGUUUAGGCAAAUACCUACAUAAGUAAAAUUAAAAAGAAUUUUUAUUUGUAUGCACCAAAUCUAGUACUUGCCAUCUCGAGCGUUGUUAAAAUGAAAUGAAGCCUUGUUUUCAGAGAGAGAGAGAGAAGUGUCUGCUAUUUUUCUGUUAUUCUUUGAGAUUGUUAGAUGUUCAUCACCUGAGUAGCUUCGAGAUCUUCCUUCAUGUCCAGCAUCUUAAUGGAAAGCUUGUGGUUUCCUUAUUGAAAAGUAUUAGUUGAAAACUCAACUAUUAAACUUCAUAGUCAUAUCUUCAAUACAUAUGAUGAUAAAUGACUGCUGGUUUUAUAUUUAUGUUCAAAGAUGCCAACUUUGCAAUUAAAUGUGGUGGUCCGGCGAGGAGAUCUGCUGAGGGAAUAUUGUACGAGGCUGAAAAUUCUACUUCCCUUGGCCCGGCAUCGUAUUUUAUGGUUAGUACAGAAAAAUGGGCAGUCAGCAAUGUGGGGAUUUUUUCCGACAGAAGUAAUCCAAUAUAUACCGAGAACACCUUGGCACAAAUUAGGAGCACCAGCACUCCAGAGCUUUUCCAGACUUCAAGGAUGUCUCCGGCUUCACUUAGAUACUAUGGCUUAGGACUAGAGAAUGGAAAUUACACUGUAAGUCUGCUAUUUGCGGAGACUAUAUUUAGUGAUAGAAGCACACGUACAUGGAAGAGUCUUGGGAGGCGUGUUUUUGAUAUUUACAUUCAGGGGACUCUCCAACUGAAGGACUUUGAUAUAUCAAAGGAGGCAGGCGGGGUUGAAAUAGCAGUCCAGAAGAAUUUCAAUGCUACUGUAACCCAGAAUUAUCUUGAAAUUCAUCUAUUUUGGGCUGGGAAGGGUACAUGCUGCAUUCCUGUGCAAGGCGAUUAUGGACCAUUGAUUUCAGCCCUCAGUGUUGCUUCAAAUUUUACACCUUCUGUUAGUGGACUACCUCCAACAACUCAAUCAAGGAAAAACAGGACUGGGUUGAUUGUUGGUGUUGCAGUUCCUGUUGGAGUUAUCAGCAUAAUAUUGUUACUUUCUAUUUUAUACUGGAAAAAGAAAGGGUCACAUGUUGAGGAUGAGGAAGACCUUCUUGGAAUUGGCCCUCGACCAAACACUUACACUUAUGCUGAGUUGAGAACUGCAACAGGAGAUUUCAGUCCUUCAAACAAGUUGGGAGAGGGUGGAUUCGGACCUGUUUAUAAGGGAACAUUAAAUGAUGGGAGGAUAGUGGCCGUGAAGCAACUUUCAGUAGGAUCACAUCAAGGGAAAAGUCAGUUUAUAGCUGAAAUUGCUACCAUUUCUGCUGUGCAACAUAGAAACCUUGUUAAGCUGUAUGGAUGCUGCAUUGAAGGAAGUAGAAGGCUUUUGGUUUAUGAAUAUCUCGAGCACAAGAGCCUUGACCAGGCACUUUUUGGGAAUGAUAAUUUGCAUCUUGACUGGCCAACACGCUUCAGUAUAUGCUUAGGAACAGCAAGAGGACUAGCUUAUCUCCAUGAAGAAUCAAGGCCUAGAAUUGUACACCGAGAUGUCAAAGCUAGCAAUAUUCUGCUUGAUGCUGACCUCUCCCCCAAAAUAUCAGAUUUUGGAUUGGCCAAACUGUAUGAUGACAAGAAAACCCAUAUCAGUACCCGCAUUGCUGGGACUAUUGGCUAUCUAGCACCAGAGUAUGCUAUGCGAGGGCAUCUGACGGAAAAGGCAGAUGUGUUUGGAUUUGGGGUUGUUUGUCUAGAGAUCCUCAGUGGGAGAUCCAACUCUGAUGAUAGCUUGGACAGCGAAAGAAAAUAUCUUCUUGAAUGGUCUUGGAAUCUACAUGAAAACAACCAAAGUCUGGAUCUUGUGGAUUCAACUCUGGAAGUGUUUGACGAAAAUGAAGCCAUGCGGUUGAUAGGAGUGGCCCUUUUGUGUACUCAAGCAUCACCAAUGAUCAGGCCACCCAUGUCCCGUGUCAUUGCCAUGCUUGCUGGAGACAUUGAAGUGAGCACCACUACAACAAAGCCAAGUUAUUUGACAGAUUGGGAUUUCAAAGAUAUAACUGAUAGCUUUUUGGAUGGAGGAACUCCAUCAUCAGCUCCAUCCAAGAGUAGUAGCCUCCUACUAGACAAUAAAGUCAAUAAUCCAUCCGAUACGAACACUAAUGCAGUGCCCUCUCCAAUUAAUUUGACUGAGACAAUGCUCCAUGAAAUCAUUGGUGAAGGAAGGUGAGGCAUGCUUAUCACUACAACAGUUUCGUGUAUUUGUCAAUGCUUCAUCCACCUGUAUGCAUAAAGAUGGUACAACUUGAACCUUCAAGUUUUCUCGUGUACAUGUAAUAACCAAUAUUUGUUUUACUGUCUUCUUAUUCUUCAUGCAAUUUUGCUACUGUACACAUUUGUGUAAAUGUUUGAGUCAUCUAUACACAUUUAUGUAAUUAGCAAUUUCGCUACUCUACUCUAUACGUUUGCUUUGUUUGUGGGCUCACGAUUUUAAAACAUGUUUUAGCUGUUGUAGAAAG
Molecule: messenger RNA, 2972 nt
Organism: Ilex paraguariensis (yerba mate)
Lineage: Eukaryota; Viridiplantae; Streptophyta; Magnoliopsida; Aquifoliales; Aquifoliaceae
Source: the annotation of a GenBank genome assembly